This is a messenger RNA of Phialemonium atrogriseum, 1249 nucleotides long. Its product is annotated as LicD family-domain-containing protein. The record is from RefSeq and is a predicted model, not a curated record. The transcript has 3 exons. Lineage: Eukaryota; Fungi; Ascomycota; Sordariomycetes; Cephalothecales; Cephalothecaceae. The coding region runs from base 280 to 1128 and encodes 282 amino acids.
CCUAUAUUUUCCUUCCUCCAUCGGCGCCUGUAUACCCUCCUUAAACAACCUCCAUCCCUCAGCCGACACUCGACCUCUUCUCUAUCCCGGUUCGACCUCGCCUGGCUGCGGUUGCCGAUCCUGUCGUGUUUUGCGAACGAUUUAACAUAACGGUUUCGCACCUACCUGUCGACGGUUUCCGGCAAACUACGGUCCCCGACUUCACUCGCAUGCUACCGGAGCACACUGGUUGAUAAUAUAAACACAUCUACGGCCGAACUUGUCCUAUACUUCACGACCAUGAAGCUCCUUCGCGCACUACCGCUUCAAACCCUCCUUCUCCUCUCUAGCCUGAUAAUCCCUUCAGUCCUAUCCGCCCCAGCGGUCGGGGGAGAACCCAUGCUGGCACGGUCUCUAAGAGCAAGGUCGGAGAAAAAGCCGUCCGAUAACAAGUACUUCCACGAACCGGGCGGCUCCGAGGAGCUGGGCCACUAUGACAAGCGGUAUUUCAAAGGCGCGGUGCCGUACGAGGAGCAUAGGCCUGCACUAAGGCAUCUCACCCGCUCCUACUUGACGACCCUGCGCUCGCUCGGGGUUGAGACAUGGUUGGCCCACGGAACCUUGCUGGGGUGGUGGUGGAACGGUAAAAUCAUGCCGUGGGACUAUGAUGUCGACGUACAGGUAUCAAGUGCGACCCUAUACUACCUGGGCAAGAACCACAACAACACCUUGCACGAGUAUCGCUUUCUCGAUGAGCGGACAGGAGAGCAGAGGAAGAAGACUUACCUCCUGGAUAUCAACCCCCACCACGUCGAACGGACCCGGGGCGAUGGCAUGAACGUCAUUGAUGCGAGAUGGAUCGACGUCAGCAACGGCAUGUUUAUCGACAUCACCGGUCUGGCCGAGAGAGACCCCACGAGCCACCCGGGCAUCUGGAGUUGCAAGAACUACCACCGCUACCGCACUAGGGAUCUUUACCCGAUGCGCGAGACCGACUUCGAAGGCGUGCCCGCCAAAGUGCCCUACAGCUUCGACCGGAUAUUGACCGACGAGUACGGAAUGAAGAGUCUGGUCUCUACUGAGUGGAAGGGACACCGAUGGACACCCGAAAUCAAAGAAUGGGUCAAGGUCCAAGAGAAGAAAUCGUAGCGACACCACGCAUUACAGCACCAAAGGGCCGCCCCCAGAUCACCUGCAUUGGAAUAGAACCGGCGUUUUUCCCUCAUUUCUUUUUUCUUUUUCAUUGUUUAUAUUUUUGAACGAGAGACCA